AUGUCUGUCAGUAACCUCGACUGUAUCGACUGUAGAAUCAGCGGUUUGAAAGAGACAGCACUGCACAGCACCGCGCGUCUUCACCAACGAAUGAAGAAACCAAUCCCCGGUCUUCUCUUUUCAGACGCCUCUUACAUCUUUGGCCAAAUGUUGUAUUUCGUCUUAACAGCACCUAUGCUGCUAGCGCGCCAUUUUAUGUGUGCUUUCACGAUUCCAUGGCUUUUGUCCUCCAUGCUUCUACUCAUGCCCUAUAUAUCAGGUGAGCAUACUGAGAUGGAGCGUAGAGGUAUUCCUAACUUACAGCCAGUGCCACCGGAAGUGUAUGGUGAAGGGUAUCCAUACGCUCCGGAAAACUGGCCGGAAACGGGUGAUAUUUGGAGGUGGAGAACUGGACGGAGAAUUGUCCGGAAGGGUAUGUACUUUCAGGAUCGUUAUCUAUAUCUGCCAGAUCGGCUACUCCGCGCGUUGAAGGAGGAGAAGAAGCAGUCAGAGUCAGCACAGUCCUCGAGCAAGACCCGCCAGAAAUACAUCUUUGCGAGCAAAGUGGCGUUUAAAAAUUACAUAAAAACAUAUUUCCCUGGGACGGAUCCUGAGGCCGUUUUCUCUACCUUCUACUGGAAGAUUCCGGCUUUACCACCAGGUUACGUGAACGAAGUGGCUAUACCUGCUAUACCUCUUCGUCAGAUACCACCUCAAGCAUUGCCUGCACCUGCUAUACCUCUCCUUCAGAUAGCACACGAAGCAUACAACUCAAACGGUGACAACGCGAUUAUGGAGGCUAUAAUUAUGUCAAUUGGAGAAAAGAUAGGGUUAGACGCUGAAUACCACUGGAGACGCUGUAUUGGUAGAACUGACAUGAUAUCUCAUGUUUAUAAUCUUCUUCAAACAUGGAGACAGGUUGCAAAUGAACUGCUAGCUCGAAUUGAUACGGCCCUUUACUGUGGAACUAAUCUUGAAGACAUCUCGAAGGAGGAUGACAGCGUCAUGGCUCAAUCUGUUGACAAUGGCAAUGAUAAGAAGGAAAACACUGGUGGAAAUGUUGAAGCUAAUGAUCCUUUACCCCAAUUGUUAACCGUAGAGGUUGAGGUGAACCAAGUUAUUGAGAAUUUUAAUUCUCGUGGGCGUGAAUGCAGGGUAAUUGUGGAGAGGCUUCAUCUCCAAGAUCUUAGAAAUAGAGGCACAGAUAAGAAGAGGGUGGGAUAG
Messenger RNA from Sphenostylis stenocarpa, 1203 nucleotides. The record is from the annotation of a GenBank genome assembly. NCBI's taxonomy places the organism in Eukaryota, Viridiplantae, Streptophyta, Magnoliopsida, Fabales, Fabaceae.